GUCGGAGGGGGGCUGUCGGUGUGAAAGCACUGAGCUCCCUGGCGACGAGUCACAGUCUGCCUGCACUUACCAUUAAAUAUUAGUCAAAGAGUUGACGGGAAGAAGGCGAAAGCAGCUGGAUAACAGCCGCUUAUAAAAAACCCACGCGCCCAGCUUAUAACGUUACGUCGGACUGGCAGUUGAAAUCUAAUCGCACGAGCUCAGGAUCUGCUCGCGGACUGGAAGUGAAGCUCCUCGGCUUUACGGCGCACCGGAGUCCGUACCGGAGACGAAAAUGGGAGAUAAAUAGUUGGUAACGUUGCUUUUUCAGUCCGAGAAUCCGCCUUUUGUGUUUGUUUGAAGUGUUUUAAUGUCGAGUGAACAGCAGGCUGUCGUGUCCUCGCUUUAAAACAAAACGCCACUGUUUCUCAGUCAGUGACAUUUCAUUAUACUGAGUCCAGUUUCCAGUGUUAUUCUGAAGCAAGUUGUCACUUGCUUUUUAACGCCACGGCUUGUAUCCGCCUGUGUUGAAUUACCUACCGAAGAAACACCGAAAAGUCGCUUUGAAUCGCCUUAUUUUGACGACAGUUUGAGGGUGUCUUGUUAAAGUUUGUCCACAGUUACACUUGGUUUAACUCUGGAGUUGGUUAAUUUCACCGGUUUUGUUAAAGUAAGCCUGCUGACACCUCAAACUGAAGCUGUUUGUGCUUCAGAAACCUUAUCCUGAAAGAGUUACUCCACCUGGUUUGUUCUGACUCCAUCUGUCUGUGCCAUUUUGAACAGAUUUGAGUGAAGAGGAAAUAAGACCGUGAUUGACAUAAUAUUCACAGGGUGUUUCUUCAUUUCCAAAGACAAAGCUGUGACCUGUUUGAUGAAGAUGAUUCAGUUGUUUCUGCUUUUUUCCCCCCUUAAAAGACAUUUAUCUCCUUCUAGAAUUAAGUAUUAAGUUGUCCAUGUAAUGUUUCUUAAAUAAAUCUUAACUAAGGUCUACUUUGCUAUCAUAUUUCUUAAGUUUCAAGUAUAAUUGAACUUAGAUUGUAUUAGACUUUUUUUCUCUGUGGUAUAUCUUUUAAAAGUAGAAAUCCAUAUGCAGGUUAUAGUUCUUUAUUUUGCUUUUACUCUUGAGUUAUCCUUACCUGUUUCUCUUAAAUCCUCCCUUUUCAGUUGUUUUGGACUCUUUCUAUCUAAGCUUUUAUCAUCAGUUUUUUUCUUUGUUUCCACCUGUGAUUUUGCUUGGCUCGCAUCUUUCUGUGUCAUUUUGGACAGUGGAGUGAAAAUAAACCGUGGUGAGAAAGAAAUAACCCAUUUGCAGAAUCUAAUUGUAUGUUUUCUGUGACUCUUGAGUUAUUCUUUGAAGACAGCGCUCCAUUUGGUCCUGUAGCACACUUUUCAUGAGUCUGUAAAAGAUUUCACAAACUCCCUUGUCUUUAAAAUUUGAGAUCUGAUUUUUUGGCCGGGUAUGCGUCCAUUUAAGAGAAGUAGACGUGUACUUAUGUGCAAUAGUUUGAGCCAAUUUGGAAGAUGUCCAAGUAUAAUAAAUUUAGGACAGUGAUAAGAUUAAUUUUUCACUUUGCUCUUUUUAUUUCCAGUUGUCGUCAGUUUGGAUCCAGCUGAAGUCAUGGAUGAAACUUGGAAAAACUGCUUCGAAGAGGAGCUCCUGUGUCCCAUCUGCCUCAAUGUUUUUGACGAACCCAUCCAGCUGCCGUGCAAGCACAACUUCUGCAAGGGUUGUAUCUCCGAGGCAUGGGCUAAAGACACUGCAGGGGUCCGCUGUCCCGAGUGCAACCAUGAGUACGACCAGAAACCAGCGCCGGAGAAGAACUUCAAGCUGGCUAACAUCGUGAAGCGGUUUAACGCGUUAAACACUGAGAAAGUCCCCGCCGUGCUGCACUGUGUCCUCUGCAGACGAGGCCCCCCGCUGCCCGUGAGGAAGGUCUGUCUGCGCUGUAAGGAGCCCUGCUGCCAAAUUCACAUCCAGACUCACCUGCAGCAGCCGUGCGCCGCUCCAGGACACCUGUUAGUGGACGCGGAGGAGCUGAGCGCUUGGACCUGUCCCAGUCAUGAGGAGUACAGGCUGCUCCACUGUGAGGAGGAGCAGGUGGCUCUGUGUCCGUUCUGCUGCAUCUCUCACUGCACUAACCAAAGACACACAGUCUGCGAUGUGGACACCCAGCGCAUACAAAUGCAGGUACAUAAAUCACACCCACUCACAGUCUCCUACUCACACAUUUACUUCCAACUAUUAGCUGGCAGGACAAUGACUGUCAAAACAUUUAAAGGUUUCAUUUUCUUCCUGGGUUUUUUGAGCAAACUCUUCUUUCAGUUCACCGGUCUAUAAACGCCCCCUCUCUCUUUCUUCCCCUUUAUCUGAUAUGAAAGGACAGGACAGGUGAAAGCCCGCCCUCAGGGUAGAUAAUAGUGCACACACAUGCAUGCACACACACGCAGGCAGGCAUACGUCACACACUGCUUUUAACCUUGAUCAGGCUGGCCGUUCCUCACAGCCACGCCUUCACAUUAGCCGCCCUGUGCCCCCGGGUAAGUGCUGUGAUGCAAUCUGCAACCACCGGAAAUGAUGACCCCUGUGUGGAGGGGGAGGAUCCACAUGUAGUUUGUUUAUCUCAGCUCGAGUGAUCACUUUCAGGAGUUGUUCAUCAGGAAAUGCACGCUGGGGAUCCUUUCUCGGCUCACACACGUUGUGAUUGAGACACAAAUUUGGUGGCGGAUUGUUAACAAGAAAUUCUGAGGCAGAAAAUUCUGAGAAGAAGGAAGGAGAAUACAGCAUUUAUCCAUCCUUGUGACCCCGAUGGCUUUUGGGAGUUGCCGAUGAGGAAAUGAACUUUGGCAGUCCUUUUUCAAGCUGAUAGAUUAGUUGGCGUGCUGCUUUAAGAAAGAAAUGUGGACGUUUGAGGAGCUAACAACUUUAUUUUGCUGCAUUCAAACUAUUUCCAGUAAGAGAAAAGUGAUUCCUGUAAAAAUUGCCAUGUAGAAGAUGAAUAUAAACCCCAAAAACCUUAAGUAACAGUUUAUUUAUUUGAGUUGGUCUGGUCAGUUUCAGGAGUUGUCUCAGAUAGAAAACGCAGACCAGCGGUUAUUAUCAGGCUGGGGAGAAAGUGUGGUGUUUCUUGGAGGAGUUCAGAUUCUGGCAAGUUUAUUUUGUUGCAGUUUCACCAUUUCCUGGAGAUUAUUUCAGUGAACGCUUCACAAAGACAUGGCCAAAAACAAGAUCAGAAAAUAAAAGUUAGAGAAUGCAGGUCUAGUUUUUUUUUUUCUUCACUUACAUGAUAUAUUCCAUGAGUUAAAGUGAAGAAAUCAACACUAGCUAUGCUUUUAAGGCUGAUGAAUGUGUUGACAUAAUGUUCUCUUUAAUGAAAUGUGGUGGUUUAUGAGGCUGGAAAGCUUGUAAUGUUUCAUUUCAACCAUUUCCAGAAAUAGGAGGGUUGUUCUAGUGAAAUUUUCUAGCAGACAAAGUUUGAAAAGAAGGGAGGAAUAAGGAUUUAUGAGUUGAUUUGUGAAUAAGUGAUCACUGACGAUCCAUUUCCGACUUGCAGAUCUUUCUUUUUAGUACUACUUUUUUAUGUUUUUAGCAGGAUGCAGAGUAAUGAGGUGAUCUUUUGAUUUGUUGCUUCCUAACAUUCUCAAUCAUACAGUUAGCUAGCUUCCAAAAGGUGAUCAGACAUAUUAGUUUAACAUCACAGCCUUGGUGUCAUUAUAUAUGCCCCUGUGUCUUAUAGAAUAACGUAAAUAUGCACACAGUUUAGUUUCGGUCUUUUGUCCAACAUAGGGUUAGUUAUUUAAUCCUGUUUGUAGUCAUUUUACUCCUUUAGAUAUAGCAAAGUGCUCGGUGAGGAGUUUCUCCGCCUGGAACAAAACUUAAACAGAAAGCACAAGUUUUUUUUACUAAACAGGCUCCAGAAUCAGUCAUGAGUACAAAACAGGUAUAAAGAAAAAUCAUCAAAAGAUUAAAAAAGUUCCCUCACUUUCAAACUCACUUCUCCUCACCAAAUUUGAACAAAUAAAGACAAAUAAAUCUGACCUAAACACAGGCAAUAGGAUCCAAUAUCAAGAAUAAACUAAUUUAUUUAUUUAACCUUUAUUUAACCAGUAAAAUCACAUUGAGACGAGUCUCUUUUGCAAGUGCGUACUGGCCAAGGGAAGAGGCAAAUAAAAUGUUACUCAGCUCUGCCAGUAACAAUACAAUACAAUGACAAUACUACAUGGAGAGGCUGAGAGUACAAUACCAAUUGCUUAGGCUCAGAAAGGAUGGAGAGACUAGCAAGGAAUAGAAUCAAAUAAAAGUACCAGGGAGCACAAUAUAAAAUUGGAAUAAAAUAAGUUAACAAUAACAACGCUAAUGCUGUGACUUGUAAUCUAAUUUUAUUGGGUACUAAGCAUCCAUAGACAAGUGAGAGUAUGUCAAAACCAGUGAAAAACGCCUCAUUUUGGAAAGUGUUCACGAUCAAGUAAGAUUUACUGUGUUUGAACCAUUUCUAAAGUAGGACAGUGACAUUUUAGACCCAUAAAAGUAAAAAGAAAGUGAGAGAAAAGAUUCAAUUGUGUGUGAGUGUAACCAGUGGACUUCUGGAGAGGAAACACUGGCCACUGGUUUAUUUGAUUAACCCAGUAAACAGAAGCUCCAUGUCAAAUCUGCUGUCCCCCUCCAGAUUUGACAAAAUAAAUAAACACAUAAAUCAAGAUCUAACUUUAAGACGGCAGCAUCACUCACAGAACAACCAUUUUUCAGAGCCUGGUCAUUUGUAAUGACAUUAUGAGGGAUACAAAUAUUAACAGAGGAGUAUCAUAAUUAACAUCAUAGAUCAGGGUAAUAUUAGAGCUGAAAUAAAUGAGGCUCACUUCUCCAGCUGAAGGAGGAUCAAUAUGAAAUUAUUUUAAGCUCUGCAGAAGGAGGAAUUAAUGUCAGAAAGGGUCUGAACUUCAACGCUUCAAACACAAAUAAACUCUAAUUACAUCCAUUUUGUUCAACAAGACAGGAAAAGAAAAAAAGCACUUAUGACCCCGUUAUGUGUGUUUUACUGUGAGUAAUGGUCUGUCCUGCCAGGGUUGGACUAAAGUGUCAUGGCUGCAUUGACUUCUCUCUUUUCCUUCAGUUUUGUGCCUCAUUACAGUCCGCUCAUUCUUCACAAGUCUAAUAAAAGUGGCAAGGUGUUAAAAACAGCCGCCCCCUCUGCUUUAUAAAUAUGUCUUUCCUAUCUGUGAAGGGGAAGAAGUGAGAAGAAGGAUUCAGAUUAGGUUUAGCAUCUGCCAUGUUUUGCUCCUGACGUGUUUUUUAUUCGAAUCAAUUUAGUUGAAGUUUCUCCAGCGUGUGGAUCCCAAACUUCUAAGUCUACAAACUGUGACUGUGGUCCAUAGCUAUUAUUGGGACAAAAGAUGUCUGUUCAGCCUUUUCCACAGCUGCCCUCUGCUAGCACAUGCACACACCCACCCAUCUCCCAUUUUUUCACAGCUGUAUGUUCACAGGGUAAGUGGAGUUACUCAGGAGUCAGAGGUCCUGGCUUCUCUCAGAUUAACACCAUCAACGCCUGAGCCUUUUAUACUGAAAAUACAGCGUGCUCUGAUGUUUAUAGAUGUGGCAAAACUCCUUAUUCAAGGCUGUAGUGGCUUCUCAGCUUUACUUACUGAGAGGUCGUUCUCCUUGACAGAGCAGCGGUCUAUUUUGGUAAAGGAUUUUUAAAUUCCCCUGGCAGCACUCUUGUUGCUUUUGGGAUAAACAAAGAAGGAAAAACCAAUGCAGUGCUGUUCAUAUCUCUUAGUUAUCUUUGGCCCUCAAAGGAGACUUUUGCAGUAACCUUUUGCAGACGGGUUGGUAAUUUCAGGACGAGAAAGGGAGGGUAAUAUAAUUGUAAUGUCGUCUCUGGGACGGGCGGAGAGGAGGAGGAGGAGGAGGAGGAGGAGCCCUCCCACACUGCUUCACCUUGGUUUUCUCAGUCACCUCAGCAGGAAACCAUGGCUGUGGAGGCUUUUUCAUUUGCAGUUUCUUCUAUCUAAGCUUGGGUGAGUCAGUUCCCCCAGAAUGCUGAGGGCAGUCCAUUGACAUCAGUCGUGGGGAAUAGUUGUCAGUUGAUUGUGAAAGAGGCUCUCUGUUCAUUGAGCCCGAGGCUCCUCAUUUAAACAUGAGCUUCCUGGCAACCCGCGGGUGUCUGGAUGCCUAAAUAGGACAGUGGGGAAAGUGAUCAUUGGCGGAGUUUAAUCUUGAUAAAGGUAGGCUUUCACGCUGCUGCAGAGAGAUCAGCAAUCAGACUGUUCCCUCCUGUCCCACUUGGCUAUUUCAAGCACAAAACAGGACAAAAGGGAGCGAGAGGAAACAGAAAAAUAAGAGAGACAUGCAGGAAGAGAAAAGCAGACCGAUGGCACAAUAGCAUCAAACUAGCAAUGUUCUGUCCUGUUUUUUUUAUCAACGGCCACACAGAUGGUUUGAGGAACCACUGAGUUGUUAUGGACCGAGAUAAUGCCGUUUUAAUAAAGGAGUUGGGUGAAGGACAAAAGGAAACAAAACAUGAGGUAGUGAGUCAAAUGCAAAGAAAACUCCAUCCAUGAUUUUUUAAUUUAGAUAAUAUCGUAUACAUAAUAAAUGUGUACAAUGGGUUUGAGGAACCACUGAGCAUUUAUGGAACGAGAUAACACCAUUAUAAAUAAGAGGGUUGGGUAAAGGAUACGAUACAAUACAGAACAAAACAUGAGUAGUGAGUUAGAUGCAAAGUAAACUCCAUCUGUGAUUUUUUAAUCUAACUCAUGUCUCACACAAGGAUGAUGCUGAUCAAUUAAUUUUCUAGCAUCCCAUCUCAUAAUCCAGUAUGUGCAGUUUUGCUGUUUGUCCUCAUAGUUCAUUGAAUAUAAGAUAAAACCAGAAAGGUAAAGGGAGGAGUGAGCCGUUAGAGGUAUUAUCAGUUUGUUUGAAAUGGACUGUGAAACUGAAACUGCCACUGAGCGAGAUGUGGAGUGGAAAUAUAGUACAGGGGUGGGAUGUGGGAUGUUAAACAAGUACAUGACCCAGAAUUAAAGACUACUUAUUUGAAUUUGACGUGAAAACAGGCUCAUGUAAGAGGAUGAAAGUAGGACUAUGAAUAGGAAAUAAACGACCCAAAAAUAACAUGUAGCUUUAAAACCACACUGUUAAAACUGUGUUUUAUAAGAUCUUUUUAUGAUGUGCUAUUUGUACGCAGGCAACAUUGAAUGAGCCAGACCAAAACAAAGACAUUUUUUUAUCAUUAACAUUAAGUAUAACAAGUUAAUUUAGCUUUAAACUUAAAUAUACACAUUUCUACCCUCAACAUGCAAGUCACAUUGGCUAGUUAGCCAGCCAACAGACCAAGAUGUGCAUUUGUGUGUGUCUUGAAGGCCUUGCAAGCAGAAUAAAUGUAUACGAUGUGUACAUUCCUGCCAAUGCGGGUUUACACCGAGCUCUGAAAGUUCACUGAACAAUUGAUCAAACACCUGAUUGUUUGGCACGCGGUUACAUGGGGACAUAAACAGAGAAGAAUGAGGUUUUCUGUCAGUUGUUCAGUUUCGUUUCAGCCUGAAAAAUACGAGGAAGAUCUGUGAUUUGUGAUGUAGAGAGAGAUAAAUAAAGCUAAAGCAUGCUUAGCUUUAGUUUCGGUUUUUACUCUGCUCUUGUUUCAACUCAGUAGGGCUCCAAAAAAAUGAAAUAACUGCACGAUACUGUGACACGUUUUCUUUCUUCGACAUUUAUUGCUGUUUGAAAAAAAUUGGUAAAUUAAACUGUAUAAAUAUGUAAUAAUAAUAGUAGCUGUUUUAUUUUUAUAGUGCCUUAAAAAGGGUUCACAAAGUGCUUUAAUAUGCAAGCAUAAAUAUACAUAAGAACAACCAAUGACCCAAAAAUACAGAAGAAUAAACAACAUUUAAGAAAGGCUCAACAAUGAAAUAAAACAACUGUGAGAAAGAAUCUAAAAACAACUCAAAGGAACAAAUAACACGGAGGGUAUAUAGCCCCACUCCCACCUUGCUGCACUGUGUACCUGUUUUUACUACUUAUUAUGUGUAAAUAAGAAUAUAUAUCUUUUUAUAUAUACUUUUAUUUAUUUUACCUCCAGAAAGUGCAAUAUUACUCACCAUGCUGCUAUUUUACCCUUAGUUUUUAUUGUUUUUAUUUUUCCUGUAUGUUAAAUUAAACACCAUCAUGCUGUGAUAUGGAAGCCAAGCAACAACAUUUCAUGUUUUAUUCUGUGCAAUGACAAAUAAAGGAAGUCCAAGUCUAUACAAUUAGAUAUCAAUAAUUAUCUCUUUAUAUUUGUGAGCCAAAGUCGAUGUUUGCACCACGAUCCUCUUGAAUCUUUAACAGCUCAGUUGAGAACAGGUGCCUUACCUCUGGCAGUAGAAGUGGGACGAUUUAAAGGUUUACCUGAAGAAGCACGUUUGUGUGAAUUCUGUGAUUUACAGGUUGUUGAGGAUGAAUUUCAUUUUGUUUUCAGUUGUCCCUUGUACGAUGACUUAAGGAAUGUCAUUUUUGAAUCAAUUCUGUUAAAAAAUCCUGAUUUAUUUUGUAAGGGUGAAGGUGAGAUUUUGGGUUGGUUUUUGGAUGUUUUUGUUUUGGCAAAAUGUGUUGAAAAGGCUUGGCAUAUGCGGCAAAGUAUUCUGUAUCCUGUAGGAUGAACUUUUCUGUUUUUCUUUCAUUAUUCUCAUUGUUUGUGUCACGAUUCUUAGUGGAGUUUUGUUGUUAUUGUUGUUGUAUAUUAUGUUGCGUGGCUGUCUUGGAUACAUUGUGUUAUGAAUCUGUUGAUCAGUGUCUAAUAAGCCCAUGUGGGCUGGGCCCCAAUUUUGGUGUAUGACACUUAAUAAAAUUAUCAAAUCAAAUCAAAUUAACAGGCCCAAAAAGCAUCACUGAUAUACUCAAAGUAUGAUCUGUUUUACUGCAUCAAACAGCUUGGCCAAGAACAUCCAGACCCCCCAAAAUAAAGAUGAUUAUACCGUAAAUUCAGAUUCUUGCUGUGUGUUUGUUGUGAAUACUUUUACUGCAGUGUAGAUACAUUAGAGAUUUAUUAUGCAGCCCUUGUGUGUGAGCAGUCGUAUCUCCUGUAGCCAAAGUAACACCAGACAGCAGCCUGCUCUUCUGUUUCUUUUCUCUUCUUCUUUAACAAUCUCGUACCAACACCAAGUUAGCAUCAGCUGAAGCAAAUUUAUCUGAGGUUAGUGACCCUGUGGGCUUCACCCUGAUUGGCUCUGUUUUUCCUGUAUGCUGGGAUAUAAACUGAAACUUUUUUCCAAACUGUUUUUUGAUCCGAUGCACGUGUUUUACACCGACAAGACAGGCAGUUCACUGUGCAGCCUUAAGUCAGUCUCAGCGUCUUAUUAUUAUCUGCCACACCUGACAGCUCGACAAAAGCUUCGAUUACCCAGAAACAUGACUCCACAUGGAUUUCAGAGUUGGUCCUGUUCUGUUGGGUGUGUGUUUUUUCAGUUGUUCUGUUGUAUCUAAGGGCCUAGAUAAACUAUUUAUGAUGCUCUAGCAGUUUCAUAACCUUCACAUGUGCUUGUUGGUGCUCCCAUUAGGAACAGAAUGAUAAUAUUCAUAAAACAUUUGCUUUUAUUGGCUUGUGUUCAUGUCGUUUGCUGUCCUUUUGGCUGGUUUGUUACAUAAACUAAAUGCACUCUUGACAGUGUUCAUUGUGGUGUAGUUCAGUGGCCAGCCAGUUGUUGAACAUAAGACUUCAUGAGUGUUGUAAGCAGCUGAAGAGGCCUGUUGCUGUGAUACCACAAUGUAGCUACCCUGAAACUCACUCACUAGAGACCACAGGAAUGUCCUCUUUCUCCCUAUCUCUCUCUCUCUCUCUUUUUUUUUGCUUCAAACUUUCCCUCUGUUGGUUUCACUCGCUUUUUGUACACUUCCUUUCUGUCCGUUCUUGGCAUGUGCAAGCAGAGCCCCCACAGCACUUUGCCUUUCCUGCCGUUCCCCUUUUUUCUCCCAUGCACACUCAUGCGGAGGGAGAGAGCAGACCCCGGCGUUGUGCACACAGACGUGACAAUCUGUCACUGACACAGAGGCCAAUGCAAACAAUGGGAGCGAUGCAUGUGGCAAAAUGAGAAAGCACAGAGGGGCAGUGAGACACCCCCCACCUCCUCUUUAUGCAGUUUUUACUCCCUCACAUACACAUUAGCUCUCACAUAUAAAUACAUACACAAGGCUUUGUUGCCAUGACAGCGAGUUCUCUUAUUUGGGCACCGUGCCUUUCCCAUGCAGAAACAGUUCAUUAAAAAGCGUACCUGCCCUCCCCUGCUCCUAGUUAGCUGUCAGCCUGUGACUGCAGAUUGAUUUCCGUCUCCUGCAGUAAAUGGAGAAGGAUUGUGUUUACCGGCUCUUUUUGCACUCUGAUUCAGCCCACAGAGGAAGUAGGCAGGUCCCAACGAUGGACUUCACUUGAUGUAGCAUGGUCCCUGAUAAACUCAGGAGCAAUCAGAGAUAGAUUUGUGCAAUUGUGUUUGCCUAAUGGAUAAAUGCAUGUGGUUGUAGCUGGCAGCUGUUGUUUCCCCCCCGUCUCAUCAGGAUUGUGGAGGAGGUUGUCUUAGUGACUAAUGAACAGCACCCGGGUUUGCUGAGGUCACAGCAGAGGCCCUGAAUAUAAAGACAAGACUAUAUGUGUGUUUAUUAUUAUUGUUUCUAUUUUGGGUGUAUCUUGUUGAGGCUCAUCCAUCUAAUCCAUCUCUCAAUAUGUCAUCUCUCCACAGGCCAUGCUAAUGAGGCAGCAGGACAGACUGGAGGGUCGUGUUCAGAACAUCGAUGAGCAGCUCACCAAGCUGGAGUCAGACAAGACGCUGAUGAAGGUACAGUGAGACACACACACACACACUCACCGCGUGUGUACUCACAGAAACACUGUUCAGACCAUUAGUAGCGCCAGUCCCUUAUUUCUUUGUCAUCAUGUGGGGUUUCAGGCUUUAAUUUUUGUGUCCACUUGACUGUAAUAAUAGGACUCUGCACUUUUUGUUCACCGUUUGAAAAUGAAGAGAAAAUGUAAUUAAGCUCGAGGUUUGAAUGGCUAGAAGAGCAUUUGCCUGAAAAACGCAUUUAACAAAUGACUUUCCAACUUCACCUCUGAACAAGAAAAGCACUGAUUCCACAAAAUAACACCAGAAAUAUGCAUAUAAAAUCGAAUAUGCAUAAUUUAAUAUGCAGAACUGGAAAACACAAUUCAUUAUUGUGUGUUGAAGCAUAAUAUAUGUUUUUUUUUAUUUUAAUCCCAGGUUUUUAUUCGUUUUCUGCUGGAAGGUGUUAAUGGUAAUUUAUGUAGAUUAGAUGCUUAUGCUAAGAAUUGCUGAAACAUUUGGUGAAAAAAAAAAAAGAGGCAGAGUUGUUUGUCAAAAUUGGUGCUUGAGCUGUUUUCAAACGGCACUUUUGGAGACACAAAGAUACUCAAACUUUAAAGACUGAACGUACAAACAAACAAAAAAAACCUCCUGAUAUGAAGUAAAUUAAUUUUUGCAAUGAAUUUUUUGCCCUUUUAACUUAUUUGUUGCCCUUCACAUAAGCGUAGGAGACCAUAAUAAAAGCUGCAGUGUUCACAACAUGAUGGCAGAUUAGACCUAUCCAAUGAAGACAGUUGUUGUCUGAGUUUUUACCAGAUUUUACUGAUAGGUUGGUUGGAAAAUUUCUGGAUAAAUUCAGUGUAAAUCUUGUUACAGCCCACCAGGAGUUUUGUGAGUCUACAUCUCCACGUUUUCUAAAAACUCGAUUUGUUGCCCUUCCGCAGGAUGCAGUGUCCGACCUCAAGGAGCGUGUAAGAGCCCAGUAUAAGAGGAUGCAUGCGCUGCUAGAAGCGAACCAGGCGGAGACGGUGCAGAUGCUGGAGAGCACUUUCACUGCGUACGUGAGGAAGAACUCCCAGCAGGUGCUGCAGCUCAACGAGAAGCGCCAGGAUGCAGAAAAACUCCUGAGCUCGGUGCAAACGUUAUUCCAAAGAGCGGACAGUGUCAACUUCAUGAAGGUGUGAAUGUUUUUCUACUUUUGCAUUCACUUCAGUUCAGCUUAACAAACACCUAAUUGACUGAGGACAUUUACGCAGGUACACAGUAUUAAUGACGUCUGCUUGUCUUGUUUUUCAGAACACAAAACCUUACCAGCUGCUAAUGGACAGGUACGUUUCUCUAUUUCUAUUCCUACUCUCUUAACUUCUGAUGAUUAGCUCUAACCUUUGCAAUUUACUUAAAUCGUGGCAAGACUACAACUAGUAUUAGGUUGUUCAUCAAGACUAAGGCCCGGACUACACGUAUAUAGAUAUUUAUUUAUCAGGAUAUUUUUGUACUCCCGUCUAAAUAAAUGUAUCUGUCCACACGUGUUAGUUCUCAAAAAUAUCUGCGUCCACACGUAGCCUUCAAACUCAAUCCUAUCUGGUGCCGCUUAAAAAAAUUCAGGAACAAAGCUACCUGAUUGGCCGAUGAAUCGGAAGUUUAGCUUCCAUUCAUCUGCAGGCACAGCCCCUCUAAAGGUGUUGUCCCACCACUUGCUGGUCCGACUGGGUUUGACCCAAAACUUACGCUUGUUGCGAACUUUAUAACGCCUAACGUUAACGUUACGAUUGCUCUCCAAUAAAAGUAUUGGGCGCAGCAGACGUCUCUGUGAGCUGGCUGACUGGUGGAUGUAAUUGUAUAAAACAAGGUUCGCUUGCAAGGCUGAAAUUAGCCCCAAAAGGGCAAAACUAAUGUAAAGAAUACCCUGUAUGUCCGCCAUCAUUGUUGUUGUUUUUCUUUUUAAUUCUCAUGCGCGAGCUGCGGUUUGACGUCAUUGAUCCGUAAAAGUUCAACCACACAAUAUCCAUUCAUACAGAUAUUUUUUUAUUUCUUCACUUGUUUUUUCAGAUUCAGAUUUAUCCGAUUUGAGUUUUCCAAACUCCAGUUUUGGUGUGGUAGGGAGGCCUAAUUGUACAUAAAUAUGUACGGUUUGAAAUAUAUCCGCAUUCGUGUAGUUGGGGCCUUAGCGCUUUGAGAUUUUCAGACUUAACAUGGUUUGUUUUUCAUCUCCCUGCAAAAGUAUUCUCUGAGGUUUAAAAGCCAAAGACUUGCCAGAUAAAAAAAUUAUCUUUUAUAGCCUCAAACCCCCGGGAAGUACUGAGAAAUAUGCAGAGUACAGCGCUUGCUACAUCUGUGCUCAUUAUUCAUCUGACCUUUGCUUAUGUUAAAAGAGGGCUUUAUACUAAAAUGUUAGAAUAUUCAAGUUUUACGUCAUUUGGCAAGAAAAGACUUCUGAUCAAAUAAAAGAAAAGUGCAGAAAUCAUCAACCAAAGGAGCAAAAGGCUUGUUGAAUUUGAUCUGCGUGAUUCUCAUGGCGUCAGACUCUAAGGGUUGUCAAAAGUAUCGAUACUGUUAUAGUUUUUAAUACCGCAGGUUUUAAGGGGACGGUCUCAGUGCAAUAGAAAUGUCCAAUUAGCAGAGAAAUGGGACUCUACUAUCAAUCAAUCAAUCAAUCUUUUUCUAUAUAGUGGCAAUAAUGAUAACGUUAUCCCAAGAUGACCAACAAAAAAGGUGGUCCAGACAGUACUAUACAGCACAAUAUCAGACCCACUCCCAUCCAGUCUUAAUCUACCAUGAGUGAAACACUGCAGCAUUUAGCCAGAUACAGUGGAGCGGAGAGACGUCCUCUAAACAAGCAGAAACCUGGAGUAGAACCAGACUCAUGUUAGACAGUCAUCUACCGCAGCUGCAUUCGGUUCAGAGAGGGAAUAGAGGGAGAUUCAGGUUCAUGACAAGAUGGAUUGUGGCUUUUUAAUUCUGUGAAUAAAAAAUCUUGACAUGAUGCCACUAAUUGCUAUAAACAGUAGGCUGAUCAUUCAAAGCAAGAAUCUAGUUUCUUUUCUGUUGGUGUGAGUGUUGGUUUUUUCAGUAUCAUAUCAACGUUUGAAUUCUGGUAGUUUGACAAUCCUGUCUUUUUUUGUUUUAGGUCAAACUCGCACCUAACUAGUGCCAUCCCUCCUCUCAGAGUGGGUCAACUUAACUCUCAUCAUUUAAUAUCUGAACUCUCAACAAGGGAAAAGAACCUGCGUAAAGUGUUGGAAGGUAGGAACAAUGUCCGCGAUUAAACACAACUUCUGACGUACAUUUCUCUGGUGGUGACCGUUUUGGGGAUGAUCUGUUUCCUUCCUCAGAACCGUUAAAUGAGGCGUCCAUUCUCGAGGUUGUCCCGUCUCACAGCAGCUCUUCAGGCUCCCACACAGGGGCGAGUUCAGGACUACAGAAGAGGAAGUACAGCAUGGCUUUCCUGGAGAAUAAUUCAUCAAACUCCACCUCCCAGGAUCCUCCGCAGUUGCUCUACAGCAGCAAAAAACCCUUCCUGACGGAGCAGAGCCAUCGAGCAUCAUCCAUGUACUCCUCUGAAGGCCUCCAACAGAAUCCUCACUCUGGCCCCGGACACAGCAGACUCCUUGACUCUUCAGCCCAUCACAUGGUGGGUCUAGGGUCCAGCGCUAGCCACCACUCAGGGACCAUAUUCCCCCCCUCACAUUUUCCAAGUGGAGGUGCCUCUCAACAAGCCAUGUAUGAAGGCAGGAAAGUUCUCAUGUGCACUCUGAAUAACUGCUGCUGCUCCAGGACCCCUGCCGCUGCUCGUGCCCGACCUCCAUACCCAGCUUCAGACUCCUUCCCCUCCAUGACCUCUCAGGAGUUUCCCCAUGCAGCGCUACCCGCCAGCCAGCCCCUGCAGCAUUUCCCCAUGAGGGGGCUGAUGGAGGCCUCGCAAACGGCCAGGCACCCUGACUUCUACGGGCUGUACGGCCAGUCUUCAACCAAGCAUUACGGGACCAAGUAAUCCAGAAUCAGCGUUCGUUCUGCAUCCUUAAAUCAGAAUUUGCAUCAGGAUUGUCAUGGUUGCUUUCUGUUUUAGCUCAGAGAUCUGUUCUCAAUUUUCCAUCACUCAAUAUAAUCAUGUCCAUCCUACAUCCGUCUGACCACAUUUUUGGGAAACCACGCUGCAUUGACCUCCUGAGUCACGGUGACAAUAGGAAAGCUCUAGUUUGUAUUUUCAUUUAUUUUCCGUUUCGAAUCAACUGGAAGUGCUAAUGUGAAUCAUAGUCUUAAAUACAUCAAGCAGAGAACUAAAGAACCAACAUAUCCUUCAUUACGAGUCCUCGUUCUGGGACUCCAGAGACUUUAGUGCCUAAAAAGACUGUUAACACUCUCUUGUUGUACUUGCAAGUUCCUAGCUCUUGAUUAUUUCCUGUUUGCGGCUGAAAGCAUGCAGGGAGCCUCUCCAUGCACUCCAAAAGUCCACGUGGCUUUAGAAACACACUGGACUACAAGCGCUUGUCAGGUUUUUCAUGAGUUUUUAUACAAGAUUAUGAAUAAACCAAAACCAGUGGAAAAAAUGAAUAAAACAUCAAUUUAAUUUAC
Xyrichtys novacula (pearly razorfish) is the source of this 15327-nucleotide messenger RNA. NCBI's taxonomy places the organism in Eukaryota, Metazoa, Chordata, Actinopteri, Labriformes, Labridae. The record is from the annotation of a GenBank genome assembly.